Messenger RNA from Neospora caninum, 8061 nucleotides. RefSeq lists its product as hypothetical. Bases 1 to 8061 code for a protein of 2686 amino acids. The transcript has 2 exons. NCBI's taxonomy places the organism in Eukaryota, Apicomplexa, Conoidasida, Eucoccidiorida, Sarcocystidae. The record is from RefSeq and is a predicted model, not a curated record.
AUGCCUCGGCGGAACGAACCAUUUUCAGAACAUCCGCAAACGCGCACUGCUCCCUCUCUCCUGGCGACUUCUGAGGUGUAUGGGCAGCUCGAGAAGGCACUAGGAGAGCUCCACCCGACUCUGGAAGCCUCGAAGGCGUCUUCUCACUUCUUAUCUUCUCGAGUCGAAUCUUCUCUCUACUCCACUUGCUUGUCUUCAUCGUCUGCGAGGAGAAACGUCUCUCAACAUCUGGGAACCGAGCUGGCACCGAAAAAGGAAGGUCCCAAGCAUCACGCUGCAGAUUUCCACACCCUGUCUGCCGACAAGGCUCCUCUGUCCUCCCAGGAAACCGGCAACCUGUACGUCCACCGUUCUCAGCACGAAGUCUUUUCGGCAUUGCCUCGCUCCACGGGCAGGUUGCCCCUGGAGACCUCUCGAUCUGUCGAUCUCUACGGCGCCUCCCCUCUGCAAGGAAGACGGGACACGCGAAAAUCUGAGGCCUUGGGCGCUGCCGAGACACCCUCGCGGAUCCCUAUCCCCCCCCAGCGGAGUGCGUCCCGAGGGGCCUUCGCGCCCUCCGAUUGCGCGGAACCUCUGAGGCCACGCUCAGGUGUCUCCGAUGCGGUGUCUUCGGAGACAGCCCGAAGGAAAGAAAACACUGAGGAACCCGCGAUUUGCACCAGCAGAGGCCUCGAUCGCCAGGUGGAGUGGCGUUCUCCGUUUAGCGCCGAUCGCGAAUUCGAUGCGCAGGUCUCCUGGGGGAUUUCCCGCGAGUCCCAGCCGGCCUUCCCGCGAAGAGAGCGAGAGCCCCUGGAGGGAGGAGCCCGUCGAGAAGUGAAACAGUCCUCCUCGCGCAAACUGCAAACGCCUCCACUGGCCGAUACUAGAGCGUUCGUUACCAGUCUCGGCUCUAGCAGCGUGGCCGACGUCUCUGCAGACGCGGCUCCGAGCAGCAGCCUCAUCGUCUCCGGCGGCCGUCUUUGUGGCGAGAAUGGCGACGCGAGGACGCAUGCAAGCAGACUUGAGCCUGAGCGGCAGACAGAGCUCACGCGUAGCUGGACGUCUCGAGAGAGGGCAUUUGGAAGUCUUGUUUCCUCUCGUUCCGUGAACACUGUGCCAGCAGAAGCGGAGCCGGCAGGGGAGAGACACAAAGUGGGCAGAUGCAGGGAACCGAGUCGAGGUAAGAGGUCUGCUGACUCCACGCGGCACUCCGCCGUCUCUGCCGCGAUGGACUCUGUUUCAAGGCCACUGUCCUCGCGCUUCCCGGCGUCUGUCGCCGCUGCCUCGCCGGCCUCUCGACUGUCAACGGCCAAGGAUGGGCGCGAACACAGCGGCGACCCUGAUAGGACAGCGAGCGGCGCUCGUGCUGCGUCUCUCUCUGGAACCAGCCGAACGAGAGAAGAGAGGGGAGCAGGCGACAAGGACUCGACGGGGAACGCCUUCCCAGGCGCAGCGUCGGUGAGGGAGAGGACUGGCCCGGAGCAGCCACUCGGUGGCGAGGCCGUCUCCGCGCCCGCGGGGGCCCUCGGCAGUUCUGCCUGUCUAGGCUCGAGCCGUCUGCCGCCUCUCCCUGCGUCGUCCCGUCGCGCACUCGCCUCUUCUCUCAGCGUGGAGCGAAGGCGGUCGCAGCCGUCGGGUUUGAUGGCCGAGCUGCGUCGUCUGGCGGAUGACGUGCAUGCGCUUCGAGACGAGUACCUCGACCAGGAGUCAGCGUCUCUGCAGUCUGCGCGAGAAGCGACGGCGGAGAGCGAGAGAACGCGCGGGUCCGAGAGAGCGCGCUUGGAGUGCCUCUCAGCGAGGGGAGUCCCCGACGCGUCUUUGGAGAGGAGACACGCGCGUGGAGGUCGUGAGGCGAGCCGUGUGGGAGAGGGAGCAGAAAUGCGACAGUUCCCAUUAGGAGAGGCGCGCCCUUUGCGGGGUGUCUCGUCUGCUUUCGCCAGCGAGGAUACUGCUGGGAAACGCGGGAGACAGGGAGAAGGGGAAGUGGAGAAACAAGGAAGAUGGGUGGCCAGGGACGCUGCGAGGCGGGUUUCCCGCUCUCUCUCUCCUGGGCAGUUCUCUUCCGGCACACAUUCGGCCUUGUCUUCUCGCCACGGGGUCCUCCCUGAACACCCUGUCCACGCUUCCCCGCUUUCUCGAGUUCCCUCGUCCCCUCCCUCUUCUUUCGGUUCCCCCCUUCCUUCUUCUCUGCUGGCUUCCUCUCUGUCUUCUCGUGGCAGAGCCGGCAGCGUGCGGGAAACGUCCGGUCCUGAAAAUGUUUUUGCCACGAGGGGAGGUCUGGCGACGACUCGCGAGCAGGCCGAACAAGCAAGUGCACCGCCCCAAAGCAGAGACAGCGGCGACGGCGUGUUUCCGAAGAAACGACCAGGCGAGGAACGGGCCUUUUUGAACCAAAAAACGCCUCCCUCGUACGGUGUCUGUACAGCGGGCGAAGCGAAGCGGAGCGCUCCGUUACCGGACGACGCGCGACGUGGCGGAACAGAGCGAAGCCAAAGAGACAGCGGAGGGAACGGAGUCGAGGGAGGCGGAAGGCGAGCGACUGAAGAGAGAGAGGUCGACACCUCCCCGCCACUCUAUUCAGGCGAAAAGACGAACAAGGGAAUGUAUGACGAUGUCCUGUCUUCUUCGCUGUACGUACACCGCACUCGAGACAAUGGAGAAGCACAGGUACGUGUUCUGCGCGCCUCGGUGGGGUCCACGAUGCAGGCGUCAGUGGAGCAAGACAACCAAGUGGGUUUUGUGUCGCGCGCGAGAAGCGAGAGGAGUGAGGAAGCAGAGUGGCUGCUGAAGAUGAAAGAGGCAGGGAAAACUCGACAAGAGUGCGGAGAUGGAGAGCAUGCGAUCGGGUUGAGCCCCCGUCAAACGCAUGCCUCAGAAGUUGAGAGGCACGUGGAGACAAGGAAGAACGGCUCGCCGGAUUUCUCGCCGGUCGCCUCGAGCGGGUCUCCUCGGCUUUCUGCCCGCGGAGACGAGCCGCGUCGCGCAGCCGGUUCGGGUGUACGUACAGGCAUGGGGCGGAUUUCAGGGGCGGAGGCCGAAGCGCGAAAGGCGUCGUUCGCACAAAAGGGGAUCGCGCACGAGGCGCAGGGUCGAGAAGAGAAUGGAGCUGUGGACGCGAGUCGAGGAAACAAAUACGCUCAAGAGAAGCAGCUCGAAGCUUUCUCUCAGUCUUCCUCCCUGGUUUGCGUCUCUGACGAUGAACAGGCUGCCGAAAACGGAGAGGUUCCCGGCAAGCUUGAGUCUACCUCCGCUUGCCCAAGAAAGUCUUCUUUCCCUGUCGUGGGCGCGCAAGGCAACUCGUCUCCCCGCUCCAGUCGAGCACUAUCAGAUCCCUUUGAAGCCAACGUCGGGAGCCGGUCCUGCGGCGCUUCUGUCAGCAGUCUUGCUCCGCACCCUUUUUCCUCUUCCGCGCUCUUCCCCGCGUCGCCAUCCCUUCGCCUGCGUUACCUCGGUGCGCGGGAGGAGCGAGAGACGUCUGCGACCAGUCCGUCUUUCCGCCCAGACUCCGGAGCAGACGCGGCAGGGGCGAAGCCAGGACCGCCCUGCCAAGAGCCUUUGUCUCAAUCUUCAGGGGACUCGGAGUUUUUUUCUCUCUUUUCCUGCCUUGAGGGAGACAGAGAGCCGCGGAGUCGCGAGGCGGUGCCCGCGCCUUCGCUCGGGAACGAAGGAAGUACGGAGGCGCGGGCGAAGGGCGAGGCCGAGGCGGGCGCGUCUGCCGACGCGCCUGGACUCGUGGGGGCCUGUUCGCGCUUUCUGUCGUCUCUGUGUUCGUGGGCAGGAAAUGGAGAGGAGAAGUCACCUGGAUGUCUCGAUCCUUCUCCCGCACGUGACGCCGACCCCUCGGCUCACUCCCCCAGUUGUCCAGCUGCCGCACGGCCGCCGCUCCAGGCGCGUCUCCCCCCACCCGCCGCAGCAACUGAACAGAUAAGUGCCGGAGAGGGAGACAGGUCUGCCUCUCCGUCUUCUGCGGGCGGAGGGCGUCAGACUGUCGAGCUCCAGUCGCGGAGACGCGCACGCGUCGCCAAGCUGGUGAGCGAUUGGCGGGCGUUCCUGCGUCUGGUGCGCCGCCGCCAGCUGUCGAAGGAAGGGGUCAAACCUGCGAGUGCCUUCGAGGCGCUCCUCACUCUGGCUGCGCUGUCCCUGCCUUUGCCGCACGAGCCAUCGACGCCCUUCGCGCGCGACUCGCAGUCCCCGCACUGGCUAGCUAGCCCCCCAGGAGCUCGAGGUGGAGGAAAGGGAGCCUGCAGCUGUGCGUGUGAACUGUGCAGCGAAGAGUGGAGCCGGGCGAGACUGUUCUCUGGCGCCGCCCCUGUCUUCUCCGCGAACGACGAGGACCUGCGUCUCUGCAAGAAGGACAUCGUGCUCCUCUUCCUUCUCCGGAGCUUCUUCAGGGAUCGCCUGGUCCUCUCUCUGGAAAAGUCGGAUAGCGAGCGCGCCCCCGCAGACCUCACCCGGGGCCUCGCACAGAUCUCGGGAAGGCCGGUCGCCUGGCGCCUUGUGUGCGCGUCCGUGGCGGGGAGCGAGCGAGGUCCUUCACUCCCUGGCCGUCCGGAGACGAGAGACUUGCAGUGUGGACGCGCGCGCCGGGACAACGGGAACGCAGGCGUGAGAGAAACAGCGGAAAGCCUCAGGAGGCGGUGCGAGCCAGGAAACACAGACGGACACGACGGGUUAGACGCCGAGGUGCGUCGGGGGAAACUGGCGGCAGGCGAAGGGUUCGAGGCCCACACGCCACUCUGCGCGCCACGCGAGUGCGGCCUCGUGGCCUGGGCUGUCGCUACCCUGCAGACGCCAGGCAUUCGUGCCAGCGGACUCCACGUGGCUUCGUCUCAGUGCACUCCGCCUCCUGAAGACUGCAACGGUUGCGUCCACGUCGAUUUCUCGCCGCUUGUCCGGCGGCUAGCCGACGAGCUCGGCUGUCUCGACACUGCAGCCGUUCACGCUUCAGACGUGGCGCGCGUUGUCUUCUCGUGCUCGCUGAUGGGUGCAAAGAGAGUAGGUGCUUCUUUCCAGUCCGAGAAAUCCGUCGUGUGCAAACCGGUGUCUUCUCUGCUUUCGGAUUCGGACUGCCGACGCAUGUUUCCUGUCGCCGCCUCUCUCGCCGACUGGCUCACUGGCUGCGUGCCCUCGCCUCGAUGCCGCGGGUGUCUAGACACCCCAGACGCCUUCUUCGCCCUGCUGCUGGCGACGACGGCACGCCUCACAGGUUCCGAUGCCUCGGCGCGCUCGCUUUCCCUCUGCAAUUCAGUGCUCCUCCAAAUCUCGUCCUCGCUUCUUCGCCGCUGCGCUUCGCCCAUCGGCAGUCUCGCCGCCUGGCUCCUCGCCGCAGGCCGUGCGAGGCUGGCCUGCCGCUCGCACCUGGCUCUGUUCGCUUUGCCCUUGCUUCUCGCGGCGGGAGAAGGGACCGCAGAGGGACAUGCGGCGCCAGCGUCGCGGUGUCUCCUCGCGCCUCAGAAGACGCCGGCGUGUGAAGAACUCGAUAAGACUUUUAGUUCUCCUGACUCGCGACUCUCGAGCGAGGAACGAACCGCAGAUCGCUCCUGCGGAGAUGCAGAAGAACAGUUCAGGAAAGAGUUGGAGGAAGUGGAAGAAGAAGAAGGGGAAAUGCUAGCGGAGGCGCAGGAAUGCUGGGCGAUGCUGCAAGAGUGUUGCUCGGAAGAAAACGGAGAGGAUGACCCGCACGCGAGGACCUUGCGGAGACGGCUAGAGUGGAAUUGUCUGCGUCUAGAGGGGAGGGCCACCGCUCUUGCUGCACGCCGCGUGGAACUCGAGAGGGCGCUGCGCGGCAAGCCGGGCACAGGCGAGAGAGACGGAGUCGAGACCAGGGACGUAAGGAUCGAAAGAGUCGAUGGGGGAGACAAAGCAGAAGCGGAAAGAAACAAGACCGCGACGAAGAGAACCGAGAUCGACGAAGUGAAAGCGGCUCAGCUGGUCGACCUGCUCUGGGGCCUCACUGUAUGUGGGGUACCUGCUCGCCCGAUAUUCGGAGAGAUUGUUCGCCAGGGUAUCUUAUCCAGAGCUGCGUCCCUUCUGCCUCUGGACGACCUCUGCUGUGUAGCUUGUGCUUUCGCUGUCCAAGCAAACCGCUCGCACAGCCGCCUCGCUUCUCCUGACUCAGAUAACGAAGCAAAUGCCGAUCCGGGAUUGUCCCCGUCUACAGCAAAGGCGCCGGAACGAAAUGUACCACGUGGCCCUCUUGUCUCCCAAGUCACCUCACCUGUUGCGUCUCGGUUUUCGGGCGACGAAAACGGAGAUCAAUGCUUCGAAGCUGCCUCGCCUGUCGAUGCCACAGCCCCUGACCCUCUCUCAACUGACCCUAACGCGGAUGAGUUCUGUGGAGGGAACACGAAAAAAGAACGUCGGCCACCUCCAUCUUGGUUUUUUGAGCGAAAUCUCGCAACCCGUCUUCAGUUCUACGUCGGCCUAGGCGCACCUUACACUCGAAAGAUAGAACUGAGGGAAGGACAGUACGGGGGCGACCUGCGCUUGGCGCUUCGCAGUCGAAGAGGCAGUCACGACAUGACUUGCGAGGAGGGUGUCUCGAUGGCGCGAGGAGCAGCGAGGAGUGGGGUGCACGAAGAGAGGGUUUCAGCGUCUUCGCUUCUCCGAGACAGCUGGCUGGGACGAGCGUGGGUUGCAGCAACUGCCGAGAGCAAGAGAGAGUUCGAUGAGGUGGCCAAGAGCGCAGUGAAGGAAAUCGCAGCGGUUGUUUUCUCUCGACAGACGAGACAGGGAGGAGACCUUGAGGGGAGAAGAGAUGACGAACGAUACGGAGCGAAAAUGGAUUCCGGUGCCUCUGCAUGCAUGAAAUAUGCUCUCAGAUGUGUCGGGGCAGCUGAGGUUUGGCCAUGGCGAAGAAGCUUGAGUGAACGAGCGAGUUCGGAGUCCGCUGGUUGCGGUAUUUGUGUAACGAAGCGAAACCAUCGUGCCGAACAUCGAGACGUCUUCUCGAUUUGCGGCGUGCAGGCUAACGCUCCUUGCCCCUCAGACACGAAGGCCCGUCGCCGAUCGGGACAUCCCCCUGAGCCACCCAGUUGUGGAUGGGAGAGCGCUCGGGAGACAGUCCUUCCUUCGACGAAGGAGUGCUUUCCAGCGGCGAUGUCCGUUUCUCAGCGGAAAAGAGACGUCCGAAGGCGUCAAGAAGACACUGGUUUCCGUGCCAACCGCGAUGCCUCUUCCGGAGCGCCGGUGAGAGAAGACUUUGGUCCGUUGCGGCGACGAGGGAGGCGGGAAGUGCUGUCUGAGGGAGAACGCUCUGCUGUCGGAGUGUCGCCGCUACAACUGCAACGACCUGAGAGAACACGCGUCAUUGGGGCACAGCGAGACGGAAGGGUGGAGGAGCAUAGAGGGAGAUUCGAGGAGAGAGAGGAGACGGCAAGAGAGCCCCCGAGCCAGAGGGACAGGCCCCUGCGGCUAGAUGACCUGGCGGGUCCGUCGGUUUCGCAGCCUCAUGACUCAGGAGGUCUCGUCCAGAGUUGUGGAGGAAACGGAAAUUCCCUCUCUGUGGCAACUUUCGAGAGUGGGCAAGAAAGAGACGACGUGGUGCAUCGGCAGGCAGGCCGGUGUAUGCACAUGCGAGAUCGCCAGGAAGAGUCGACGCAUAUGGGGGAGGAGGACCAUUUCUUUUCCUUUUUUGGCGAGAAUGACGCCCGGGUUCCAAAAAUCACUAAAGAGCGGCCACGUGAGAAGGAUUUUGGAACGUCCUGGCCACGUGCUCCCGAGACUCGGUGUGACUCGUUGCGGCGAGAUGACGACGCGGCAGUGCGCGAAGACAGAGACAGUCAGUGGCCCUAUGUGUGUGAUGGCCAGUUCUCGGAAGAUGAAGAGGGCUUUUUAAAACCCCUUUUCAGGUUCUUCCUCUCUGUAGCAGUGCGAGGCGGGACAUAUGCAGCUUAUCUGCUGAUGGGAUACGCUCUAAUUAUAUUGGCCACUACUGGGUUGUGGGUCAGCUCGUCUGCAUCUGGAAGACAUGAAUCUGGAAGCAGUGGCUUGGAGCUGGCCGGCCGUGAAGCGUUCGAUGCGAAACUCUCCUUCCGUGCCACAGGGAGUGGAAGAGGCGACGAUCAAUACGGCGAGUUCUAA